Phyllostomus discolor (pale spear-nosed bat) is the source of this 2920-nucleotide messenger RNA. RefSeq names its product F-box protein 40 (gene FBXO40). Lineage: Eukaryota; Metazoa; Chordata; Mammalia; Chiroptera; Phyllostomidae. Gene Ontology annotation, cellular component: cytoplasm. Bases 448 to 2580 code for a protein of 710 amino acids. The record is from RefSeq and is a predicted model, not a curated record. The transcript is spliced from 5 exons. Gene Ontology annotation, molecular function: protein binding; ubiquitin protein ligase activity; zinc ion binding.
UUCCUUCCUCGAGGGAAAGAAAACCCAUUGAUAUAAAACUUCACUUCCCUUCUGGCUUUCCCUUCUAAAUGCCACUGCAGUAGAGACCGAGUGUUGAUAAACACAGGGGAAAGAAAAAAUCAGUAAGCUGAGCCUGGUCACAUUGACCCUUGUGAUAUAGUUUUAUUUUUAACCUCGAAACACUUGAACUAUUCCUGUUGAAGUUUUCUCUCCUUUCCCUGCCUCCUCAACAGAAUUCUGCUCUGUGCAGCCGAUGCUCCUUCAGCCGCCUCCUGUGACCUGCUUGCUUGCUCACAAUCCUGGAUGCGGGUGCAGCAGAUGCUGACUCAGCCCAUGCAGUUAAGAGAGAUCACUCAGUUUUGGAAAGUCAGACAAACCCACGGAGGAUAAGGAUCCAGUCACUGCAUUGAAACAGAGCAUUAUAAAGCAAGAAGAAAUUAGGAAGCAAUGGGCAGGGCACGCAGGCCUCCACCUGGGCAGCACAGGCAUUGUGAGAGAUGCUUCAACCGUCACUGCCGUGUUCCUGUGGAGCCCAAUGUCUCCUGUGUAAUGAUAAACUGCCACCUGUCCUGUGGCGCCGCCUUCCACAUGUGCAAAGAGGCAGAGCAUGAGCUGCUGUGCCCUUUAGAGCAGGUUCCGUGCCUCAACUCCGAAUAUGGCUGCCCCCUCUCCAUGUCCCGCCACAAGCUGGCCAAGCAUCUGCAAGUGUGCCCCGCCAGCGUGGUCUGCUGCUCCAUGGAGUGGAACCGCUGGCCCAACGUGGACUCAGAAACAAUCCUGCACGAGAACAUCAUGAAGGAGCCCCCCAGUGAGGAGUGUUUGGACACAGCCCUGGCCCUCCAGGACCAGAAGGUCCUUUUCAGAUCUUUGAAAAUGGUAGAACUUUUCCCAGAAACUCGAGAGCCCACUAAGGAGGAACCUACUCUGAAUGGAGAAGCCAGCUGGGAGGAAAUGGGAGGAGCGGUGGGUGGAGCGAAUGCUGGUUUAGUACCACACAGCUCUCUGUCAGCCACUACAGGAGACAUGGCAGAGCUGAGUCAAGAAGAACGUGAGGCGUUGGCCAGAACCACAGAAGGGAUGGACCUGACCAAGUUUAGCAAGUGGGAAAAUAUUUUCAGCAAAGAGAACGCAGCCUCUGCUUUAACAAACUCAUCAGCGAGCUGUGAAAGCAAAAACAGUGAUGGCCCAGGGAAAGAACAGAUUUCCAACGGCAAUAACGUGGUCGGGGAGGACACUGCCAAAGGGGAAGAAGCACAGGAAAACCAGAAACAGCAGGACUGUCAUGCAGCUGUGGAAACAACAGGGCUUGCCCCUUGGCAGGAUGGUGUUCUGGAAAGACUGAAAACAGCUGUGGAUGUAAAGGACUAUAAUAUGUAUCUGGUGCACAAUGGAAGGAUGCUAAUCCACUUUGGUCAAAUGCCUGCUUGUACACCUAAGGAGAAGGACUUUGUUUAUGGCAAACUUGAGGCUCAGGAAGUGAAGACUGUUUACACCUUCAAAGUUCCUGUGAGCUACUGUGGGAAGCGGGCUCGCAUUGGCGAUGCCAUGUUGAGUUGUAAGCCGAGUGAACACAAGGCAGUAGACACUUCAGAUUUAGGGAUCGCUGUGGAGGACCUGCCCAAAUCAGAUCUCAUCAAGACCACCCUCCUGUGUGCUUUGGAAAGAGAACUCAAAGGUCAUGUCAUCUCUGAAUCCAGGAGCAUUGAUGGGCUGUUCAUGGAUUUUGCUACUCAGACAUACAGUUUUGAGCCAGAACAGUUUUCCUCUGGAACAGUGCUGGCUGACCUCCUAACCACUUCCAACCCAGAGGGGCUCCAUGUGGAACUCCACAGUGAGUGUGUGACCAGGAGACACAACAAGAGCAGCUCUGCCUUCACUUUUACUUGCAACAAAUUCUUCAGGAGGGAUGAAUUCCCUCUGCAUUUCAAGAAUGUCCACACAGACAUUCAGUCGUGUCUCGAUGGCUGGUUCCAGCAUCGGUGCCCCCUCGCCUACUUGGGAUGUACAUUUAUUCAAAACCAUUUCCGUCCCCCAGGGCAAAAGGCAAAAGUGAUCUACAGUCAGGAGCUGGAGACCUUUGCCAUCAAGCCAGAGGUUGCAUCAGAAGUGAAGGAGGGAAGGAAGAACCACCAUCUCUCAGGCCAUGGAGGAAAAAGCCAGAAUUCUCUAACCAGUCUGCCCUUGGAGGUUUUGCAGUACAUCGCUGGGUUCUUGGACAGCAUCAGCCUGUCCCAGCUCUCCCAGGUGUCUGUACUGAUGAGGAACAUCUGUGCCACUUUAUUACAGGAGAGAGGGAUGGUCCUCCUGCAGUGGAAGAAGAAGAGGUAUUCCCAUGGAGGCACCUCCUGGAGAGUCCACAAGAAGAUCUGGCAAUUCAGCAGCCUCUUCUCUAAAAUCAACAACUGGGAAUUUAAUGAAGUCACUUCCAUGUCUGAGCACCUGAAGACCUGUCCUUUCAACAUUGUGGAGCACAAGACUGACCCAGUUCUAUUGACCAGCAUGUGUGAGCCCCGUGAGCAGGCCCAAGAGAGCUUAGUUGCCACCUUUAGAGCCAGACCACAAGGGAGACAAGCCAAGUAAAGAAUCCCAUACCACUGUUCUUGAAUUCUUCUUCAGAGUUGCUGAAAGUAGGACAGAGUAUGCUUUGGGGGACUUCCCCCUGUAACUGUGUAUAUGCUUAUCUAGGUGUAUUACAACACGCAAUGUCCUCCAAAACCCAAGCUGUUGCACAAGGUCUAAGCACUUCCUAAGCCCUACCUUGUACAAUUGUUAUCAUACUGCAUUGAUGACUUACUUCCUUUCCUUUUUUAUUUCUGAAAUAGAUCAGUCUGAAGAGAAAAUAGGUAACUUGAGGUCACUGAGGAAGAUAAGCCCAGUUUCUUAAGAGAUAAGAGAGCAAUGAAUUCUAUAAGCAGCAUAG